Schistocerca piceifrons (Central American locust) is the source of this 1767-nucleotide messenger RNA. RefSeq names its product 4-coumarate--CoA ligase 1-like. Lineage: Eukaryota; Metazoa; Arthropoda; Insecta; Orthoptera; Acrididae. The transcript has 9 exons. The record is from RefSeq and is a predicted model, not a curated record. Bases 93 to 1688 code for a protein of 531 amino acids. Gene Ontology annotation, molecular function: long-chain fatty acid-CoA ligase activity. Gene Ontology annotation, biological process: long-chain fatty acid metabolic process; fatty-acyl-CoA biosynthetic process.
UUGCUUUCGGCUUGCCGGCUAUUGUGAAGACCGCAGUUCUGCGAGAAGAGCGGCGACAGGCGGUUCGUUAAACAGCUGCGGCGGACGACAAAAUGGCUCAGCGGGGUCUGAAGGAAGAUGAAUUGAUCCUGCGGGGCCCACCUCUGCCACCAAGGCCUUUGGGGCAAACGCUGUGGGACCGCCUGCUCAAUAGCAUGCUGCAACAUGGUGAUGCCACUGCACAGAUUGAUGCAGAUACAGGAGCCCGUCAAAGCUAUAGAGAAAUAUUACAAUCAGUUGGGCAGCUUGUAAAAAUAUUGGAUGCAUCAAAUUUCAAACCUGGUGACACAGUAGUAAUAUGCAGUGAGAAUAAUCUCCAGUUCUGUGUUCCUCUCCUGGCAUGUCUUCAAGCAGGAUAUGUAUGUGCACCAUUAAAUCCUGCAUACACUACAAAUGAGCUGCAACAUGUGCUCAAACUGACAAAACCAAGAGCAAUUUUCUAUUCAAGACGAUCAGCAACAGCUAUCUUGGAUGCUGCCAAGAAAAUUACUUCAAGAUGUGAGAUAUAUUGUUGUAUUGAUGAGGAACUUGACAGUUUUCUGCUACAAUCCAAAAAAUUCCAUAAGUCUGUGAAGAAUGAUGUCAAAAGUAGUGACACAGCAUUUAUUCUUACUUCUUCUGGUACUACUGGACUGCCUAAAGGAGUUGCUUUGUCACAUGACAAUUUUCUUGUUAGUCUUGCUUGUCUCAGACAUCCUGAUUUUAAUCCAGAUGAAGAAUAUGGAAAAGAAAUGGUUGCUUAUCUGCCAUUCUUUCAUGCUUUUGGUCUUCACAUAAUGAUUGGAUGCUUUGAUGAAGGUGUUGCCAUGAUAAUCAUGACACAAUUUGACAUAGACACGUUUCUGCAACUUAUACAGGAUUACAAGGUUCAGUCACUUGCAUUGGUGCCACCAAUAGUAGCACUGAUUUCAUAUCAUCCAAGUGUAGCCAACUACGACUUAUCAAGCGUUCGACGUGUGGGAUGUGGAGCUGCUCCUCUAGGCUCUGACCUACAGGAAGCUUUCAAGAAACGCCUCCCCAGUGUUGAAGAAAUUACUCAAGCUUAUGGACUCACAGAAGCCACACUUAUGGUUACUAGAAUUCCCCCUGGUAAAAAUAAGAUGGGCUCAUCAGGAGUGGCGGCACCUGGCAUUGAAGUAAAGGUUAUUGACACAGAAACCGGUCGCUCACUAGGCCCUUAUAAACAAGGAGAAAUCCUGUGCCGUGGUUCAGCUAUAAUGAAAGGCUAUAUUGGAGACGAAAAAGCAACAGCUGCAACCAUAGAUAGUGAUGGCUGGUUACAUACCGGAGAUGUUGGCUACUAUGACAAUGAUGGGUAUUUCUUCAUUGUUGAUCGCAUCAAAGAACUUAUCAAAUACAAAGGAUUUCAGGUGGCCCCUGCAGAGCUUGAAGGAAUCAUUGUGAAUCAUCCAGCAGUAUAUGAAGUGGCUGUCAUUGGUGUACCUGACAAAAUUGCUGGUGAACUACCAAAAGCUUUUGUAGUUCAACAAGCUCCAGUAACAGAACAGGAAAUUAUUGAUUAUGUUGCAAAACAGGUAUCUUCACACAAGCAAUUGCGAGGAGGAGUUGAAUUUGUUAAUGAAAUACCAAAAACAAGCACUGGAAAGAUCUUGCGAAGAGAGCUACGUAGACUGAAAUCAAAACUUUAAGUUCUAUGGAUGACACAGGAUUUCAUCUAGUCUAGAGUAUCUAUUGAAGAGACUGUUAAAAAAUGUAUAAUAUUUUAUA